This is a messenger RNA of Nicotiana tabacum (common tobacco), 1134 nucleotides long. Its product is annotated as cytochrome b561 and DOMON domain-containing protein At5g47530-like. The record is from RefSeq and is a predicted model, not a curated record. Lineage: Eukaryota; Viridiplantae; Streptophyta; Magnoliopsida; Solanales; Solanaceae.
AUGGCUUACUCAAAAAUGCUAGCGUUUUGCUUCUUUUUUUCCCUAUUCUUCAUCUCUUCUGCUCAAACCAACUGCUCCGACUUCCAAUUCCAUGACAAGUCGUUUGAUUCAUGCUCAAAUCUUCACACUUUAAACUCUUUUAUUCAUUGGAAUUUCUACCAGCCUUCUCGUACUGUUGAAAUCGCCUUUAGAAGGUCCGAAAAGGUGCAUGGAAGAUGGCUUGCUUGGGCUAUAAACCCUACAUCCACAGGGAUGGUUGGCUCACAAGCUUUUGUGGCAUUGCAACAUUCUGAUGGUACUCCUGAAGCAUACACAUCACCUAUUAACACCUAUGGAACUAUGCUCGAAAAGGGUGACUUGAGUUUAAGGGUUUACGACGUUUCAGCUCAGAAUAUCAAUGGAGAAGUUAUCAUCUUUGCCAAGUUUGAGAUUCCUACCAAUGGAAGUACUGUUGUGAAUCAUGUAUGGCAAGAAGGACCAUUACAAGAUGAUAAACCAAGAAUUCAUGACUUGUCAGGAGAUAACGUGAAGUCUUUUGGAACUUUGGAUUUCCAUUCAGGGAAAACUAUGGCUACAAAAUUAAAAUCAAGUUCAAGGUCUAAGCUUAAGAUUGCUCAUGGGAUUAUCAAUGGUGUUAGUUGGGGUAUGUUAAUGCCACUAGGUGUUGUUCUUGCUAGAUUGAGAUAUUUACCUUUGACAGAUCCUUUGUGGUUUCAUCUACAUAUUUAUUGUCAAAUUUUGGCUUAUUUUCUUGGUAUUACUGGUGGAAGUUUGGGAUUUGUACUUGGGAGGAAAUCUUCUGGAGUGAAAAUUAAACACACUUCUCAUAGGUAUAUUGGUGGUGCACUUUUAGGGCUUGCAACAUUACAAGUUUUAGCUCGAUGGUUGAGGCCCAAACCAGAUCACAAAUAUAGGGUAUAUUGGAAUUUUUACCAUUGGUGUACUGGUUAUGCUACUAUUAUAUUGGGAAUUGUCAAUUGUUUCAAGGGUUUUCAGAUGAUGGAUGUGGGAAUUUGGAAGAAUGCUUACAUUGGUUUUCUUGCUUCGUUGGGUUUUGUUGCUGUUAUUCUUGAAGUUCUGAGAUGGUUCUUGAAGGCUAAAAAAGACACAGAAGAAACUGCAGUGGGAGCUUAA